GUGGGGACUUAGUCGGUUUAAUGUUAGUCAGUGUCAUCACGGCCAGUGACAGGUCAAUAGUUGAGUGGAGUCAUUUCUCAGCAUAGCUGGAAACGGACAUCAUCCACGCCUCGAAUGCGUCGGCGAACGUUAUUUUAUCGAAACUGCAAAACGUGUGUUUAAAACGAAAAAGUGGGAAACGAAUCGUGAUUGAAAAAUGGCUGACGAAACCACCACUACGUCCAGUCUCGCUGCAAGAUUAAAGAAGCAUUUUAAGGAACCAUCCUUGUUUUGCAAAAUUACUGAACUGAUUCUUUGUGUGAUUGCAAUGGGAUUAGUGGCAGGACCAUUUCAAGACAACCAGACGCGACCCUACGAUAUACACUAUGUGGCAAUAUUUCACGUGGCAGUGUGCGGUUACGUUUUCAUUAACGUGGUUCUCAUCAUGGGCCAUUUAAUGGGCGAACGGUUGCCGAAGAAGACGGCUCUCAUUUUUACAACGAUGGGCAUGAUUAUGUGCGGAACCGCCGGCAUCGUCCUGCUCUGCGAGUGGGACAAUUUUUCGGCUAAUCUGAUUCGUGCCUAUCUGCAAGAAUACAAGAAUCGAAUAAUGGCAGCCGGCUUUUUCGCGAUCCUGGCAGCCGUGGUGUUCGCCAUUGACACGUAUUUUACCAACAAGUACAACUGAUCAACGGGUGGCCUUCAUGAUAUCGCGCAGAUAUCGUGCAAGUGAGACUUGACUGCUUCGUUUUCUUUUUCUACGCUAUAUUUUGACAAGGAGGUAUUAUUUAGUUCCGUAAUUAUCUUAAGCGUCCUGUUGCAACAAUUUUCAUGAUAAGGCUUCUUCGGGCGCAUCCGCUGACGCAGUUUUUGCGAUAUCGUAAAUUUCGACGAAUUUUGUGUCGCAAAAUGCGUAAUUAAUUAGAUAAGAACGCGCAAUAGCGAUUUAUUUGUUUCGAAACGCUGUAACCGAAUUUUACAAUUAGAGAUACGGGUUGAUGUUGAUUUUGUACGUAUCUCGUGUAGACUUUAACGAAACAAAAUUGCACCUCUUGCGGAAGCUAUUGAACGGAUCUUCAAUACUUCACUUGAGCCGAUAUUAUUUCAUUCGGAGAACAUUAUCUUCAUAGAUUAAACGGAGAUGUAGAAUGCGGACUAUGAAUAUGAUAAUCGUUCAUCAUCAAGCACUCGCAGUAGAGCAAGGCCAGAUAUGAUCAGACGGAGGAAUGUAAAUACAUCCGUAUUCUCAAUAACCGACUCGAGAUAAGAUACAUAAUAAAAUAACUCUGGCUUUUUCAUAUGGAAAAAGAAGCUUGAGUGUAAAGCCGUCUGAAAUGAACUUUCUUCUAGCUUUUGACAAGCAUAUUAUGUCACAUGCACGACAUAUGUACACGCAUACGCGUGUACAAACGUAUGUAUGACCGACGUAAUUAGGUGAGCGCCUUAGCUGCACUCGCGCUGUUAAGCUUGCGCCAGUAAUUACGCGCGAGAAACACGAAAUGUGGCCAACAGCGAGCGACGAGCGCCGAUUAAAACGUAAUUAAAAUGGCACACGACGCUGGCGCUUGCAGGCCGAGUGUGCUUUAUAUCGGGACGAGCGUGCCAGUUUGUCGGUGAGAGCAAAUAGCUAAAACAGCGAAUGAAAAGCCAAGAUAAUUACUCGAUUUUGGGAAUGAUUUUGGGGCAAUUUUUGGGUGAAAUACCGCAACGAUGGUUAAAACGCAAUUUGAACCUAUUCAUGCACAAAAGCGUUUGAUUUUCGAAAGAAUUUCACUUGAAUAGUACGCUAUAUUUCGAUUAAACACGUCCAUUCCGGCAUGUGUAUCGAUGGAAAAAGCAUUUCAAGCAUCGCUUGCGCAAAAAAAAAUAUUGAUUGAUUCUCGUGGACCAUGAAUAAAUAUAGUAAGACGGAAAAUUUAUACACAAGCAGCUGAAGCGUCGCGAUGCGUUUGUUAUCGCCGUAAGUAAUGUUGUGCGUGCCAAUAUUUGUGAUUUUGUUAUACCGUAUCCAUAGCGGAAUCACACUGUUGCGCUGCUAAUGCAAAUAUAGAUGUAUUUUCCGCGUGGAUGUAGCUGUUCAAAUAAUUUCUCUUAUUUUAUUAGCCGACUGCUUUCUUGAAUAAAAUUCAUAAGUUUUC
Molecule: messenger RNA, 2117 nt
Organism: Ooceraea biroi (clonal raider ant)
Lineage: Eukaryota; Metazoa; Arthropoda; Insecta; Hymenoptera; Formicidae
Biological process (GO): septate junction assembly
Cellular component (GO): plasma membrane
Source: RefSeq, a predicted model, not a curated record